GCGACGCGUCACAACCUGCUGUAUUGAGUGUUUUUCUUUCGAAAAGAUUUCUUUCUUUCUCUCUCUGUAACGCCUCGCGACUCGCAUAAAGGUGUCAGUCAUUGCUGUUUUUGUUCUUGACUUUUGUUUCCGUUUUGGCGAAGGGAUGUUGAUGCUUUAAGCAGUUUUGGACCUCGCCUUCCAUUCAUCCUGUCGUUCACUCCAGACGCCCCCCUUCUUCGAAAUUUGAGCUCACACGCUUCUGUGUACUAUUAAUUCUUCAUAUAUAUAUAUAUUAUUGCCUUAAAAAAACUCUCUCUAUACACUCCCACACUCCCACACACACGCUCCUCGCUCAUCACACGAGCAGGCGAAAUACCAACACGACGACAACAGCGUAUUAUGUGUUUUGCUCUUCUCCAUAGAAGUUACUUUUUUUUUGGUGUUCGCUGAACUUUGCUGUGCGACAUCCGACCUAUUUUCCUUUUUUUGCAUCUUCCGCUGCUGGCGCGCUGCGCACCGCACACUUAUAUAUAUAUCAAUACAUCAAUAAACUCUCUUUUGUUUUUGUAAGGCUGCUUCUUCCUCUUUCUCCCUUGUUCUGCGUCACGUGUGCUUGUGCCGACGCGAACGUUUCUAUCUGAAAAGCAAAACACCCAACCGCAACUAUCACGUCGUGGAGAGACAAGUCAACGCGACCAUGUCCACCAAAGCAGCGGCAGCAAUAGACGACGACGAAGCGCCGACCGCCUCUGCCGGCCACACCUCAGACAAAUCGGACAGCGACCCUUCUUCGCAGAAAUCAUUGCACACUACCGAAAGUGCAAGAGGCGAGGUCGGACUGGUUGACAGCGCCGUGCACACGCCAAAGCGCACCUCACUGAACGUGGCCGCCGGGUUCCAGCCCUUUGCGACGGCCAAUACAUCCUCGCCUUUCCGCUCCGUUCAGCGGAUCUCUGUCACAGCUCCUACGACGCUACAGGAGUUUUAUCCGUCAACGUCAUCUAAUUCUUCAGAUCAGCGGUAUCAUCCACAGCAACUGCAGGAGGACGGGGGUGGUCAGCGUCACGGCACUUCGAAGUCCCCAGAAGCCGUGUCCACGCAGCGAACGUUGCCGAGCGAGGGAGCUGAGACGCCGCGGGUGUCACCGCAGACCGCAGCGCCGGUGAGCACGUCGACGUUGACAGAGCCAACGUCCCACACGCCUCCUGACGCUAGGAAAACCGCAAAGCGAGACGCUGCGAAGAAGAGCGCCUUGGCAGCCGCAGCACCGGCUGCAGCAACAGCAGCAAUCGGCGAUGCGAAAGGCGACACCGAUUCUUCUGACCCAGCUCAAGGCCUGCCGAACAAUGAACGUAACCAGCGAGGGCGGUUUCACGUCUCGACUGACUUGUACGCACCCCCGCAUCUGGAGCGUUCGGCUUCGAAAGCGGAGUCGUCGGCGUACAGCGAUGACUUCGAGGUCGGUGAGGACGAUAGCGACAUUUCCGCGCGUCUCGACUCACCGGCCUUCUUGCCCACGCAGCCGCGGUCACAAACGGCUGAGGCGCUGCAGCCCUCCCAGCGAAAUACGUCAGCGGAGCCUACGUCAGCCACUCCGUACCGCAUCCCUCCCACUUCGACACCCCUGCCUUCCGUGGCCGAACCGUCCGUAAACUACUCCCGCGGUGUGCCCAAUGCUGCCACCAACUCCAUGCCAGUCCAACCGAAUCGUACCAACGGCCGCGCGGGUGCGACAACGCCGCGGGUGCAGUACGUAGAGCUGAGCGAUGAGCAGCAGGAGCGACGUCGGGAGGGGGCCCUGGAGAAGCAGCUCCACGCGUGUCUUUACGACAAGGAGAGACAGGUGCUGGCUGUCUGCCUGCGGCGCUGGUACACGGCGAUGUUUCUCCGAGCUACUGCAGACUCGACAGGGAAGCACGGCAGGGAGGUCGCCUCCCGCUCCGCACCCACACCCACAUUGGCGGUCACCCAUAAAGAUAAAGAACCAGCAAACGAGGACGACAAGGGCGACAAGAAAAAAGAAUCGAGCGUCCCUCAGGUGUCUGUGGGAGUUCUGCCUCUGGCGGAACCUGCAGAGAAGCGUCGGAAAGCGUCGGCCAGUCGUGAGAACACCUCGGCGUCUGCGCGCAGCCCUACGCCGCUCUUCACCUCGCAGAUCAAGACGUACGCACAUGUACACCGUACACCAGAUGGUCGCGUGACUCCGGUGCGUGCACGGCGCGCGGGAGACGCAGACGGCGACAGCGGUGCCUCCUCCGAGAGUGAGGGGCAGGAGCUGGAGGUGAUGCGGACGGACGUGCGGUGGGUGAUGAAGCCGUCGGCCCGUGCUGCUCCCUCUUCCUCCAACUCGUCCUUCUCGUCGCUGUUCAGCGACCCCGACUAUGAGGCGUUGCGGCGCACAAAGGAGCAGCUGACGGAAGCGUACCGGAAGAAGAUGGCGGCGAAGGGAAAAGCGAACGUUGCGGGUGCUGGUCGACCGCAUGCGCACAAGGACGCUAGCACGCAGAGCGAACAACGGGCAGAGGGAACCGGGCAGCCAAAAUCGGAUGAUAAUUCCACGUUGGUCGACACGAAUACGUCUUCUACAGUACCUGCGGAGACGGCUCCUCCAGUGGACAGUGAUCGCGAUCACGCCACUCCGCCGUCCGCCGCGCUGCGGCACACGUUGAGGCCCGCCGCGCCCCUGUCGAACACCGUGAGCAUCGACCGUGAGGAAGAACUGCGCGACGCGGCUGUGGAGGGCGUAUGCGCAGUGGAAGAAGACGAGGAUGAUGGUAGCACCGGUGAGGCAGCGGUGCAGCCGACACAAAUCAGCAACUGCAGCAACGGCGACUGUGCAGACGUAGCACGGCCGGAGUCUCCGCUGAAGGAACCGCGAGGUACGCCACCGUUCUCCGCCUCCUCGCCGUCUCCAUCGUCGUUGCAGCCCAACUUCUCGCAGGCGCACUCCAGCCAAUCCUUUUCCAAGGAGCCGAAGUCGCCCGUGCAGAGCCUAUCCGCGUGGGAGUCCGCCCUCGAGGCGCCUGCGGCGGGCGCUAACAAUUUGGUGGUCGCCAGCGCUGCCGCUGCUGCCGAGCCUGUGGUGCCCAGCGGCUUUCGUAUGGAGAUGCACGAGGCGCCGCGCUCCCAUUCCUCGGGUGAGCCGUCCGGUGAGGACGGGUUGGCGGACGAAAGUGCGGAGGAGGGAGCUACAGAACCAUUGGAACCGCAGCGUGAGCAGCAGCAUUUAGCCGAUGCAAAGACACCAUUUCCGCCGUCGGAGACUUCCGAAGAAGGUGCGGAAGAGGAAGCGGCGAGAACGCCAAUAAAGGAGAAAGGGAAGAACGCUUUGGCAGCAGCUGCGCCAGCGGCAGGAACAGCAGCGGAGGCGGCGCUACCAAAUCAGAUCCUUCGCGACACCACGCUCCCAACCAUGAGAGACGGCGACGACGAUGACGACGACGACGACAACGCGAGCGCCUCGUCGCACACCACAGAAAUGAACAGAGACGUUGUUCAAGAGGAGGCAAAGAACGCAGCACCAGGCUCAUCGACCUCGCACCCCACAUUAUCGCGCGUUAACGAGACUCCUUUCUCUUCGGCGGCAUCGUCCACGUCCACUUCUACAUCGUUCUCUUCGUCUCGUCCUCUUACUGUAGCCAGCGCGAGUGACGUCGAGGAGCUCGCUUCUCAUCUUUCACAAGAGGCGAGGUUCCGAGUGCAGCAGAUUCUUUCGGCGUGUCCUCCUUCAUCGCACCCCUACUCCUCAGCAGCAGCGGCAGUACCCACUGAGCCAACUGUAUCUUUGUCAGCCCCCAACGCCACGACCUCGUCAUUGCCUGGAGCGCCGCACACGUCUCAGUGCAGGUCACCAUUGCAGGAGCGGCGCUCCCCCAGUUCGCGCUCUUGCACCUCUCGCUCCCUGCUUUCCUACUCGCAAGGCGCACCGUCGCAUCAUUCUUUCCCUUCCUCCGUCCCUGCAUGUGCGGGCAAUCGGGAUGUGCCAUGCCAGGGAGAGCAGCUGCGUAGCCCGUCCUCCGCCGCUCCGUCUUCUCAUUCCCUUCCACCGCAGCUGCAGCAUCCGGCACGUGCGGAGAGUCGUGUGGCAACACCGUUGAUGACCACCGAGGAAACGAUGCUGCCUGCCCCGUCGAUCGCCGAGCUGCUCUCCGCUGUGCUAGGCAGCGAGGAGACAGGCACCAGGGAGAGUGGAAGCGCUGCAGCCCUCGGCAGCGCUGAAAGCAGCUCCACGGUACCCUCUGCCGAGCACGACGCCGAUCGUGAGGCGCGUCACGCGAGCCGGCGUCAUCGCCCGCGUCCCACAUAUAAGAAGUCGCGGCUGCCCAAGACACAACUCGCCCUGCAAGUGCUGCGGGCACGCUCCACCGCGGCUGCUGCGGGCAGGCCGGCAGCCCCGUCAUCACAACCGGGGGGCGACUACAACGCGGCGGUGGCGGCGGCGCCCUCCGUGACUUUCCCGGUGUCCAUGUACGGCGUGCUCGGUUACAGACGUGAUGCGGAGAGCGGAGCAGACCCAGACGAACUCGCGCCUCUGCAUCACCCCUACGAUAUUUCAGAUGCGACUCUCCACCGCAGCGGGCCGCAACAUGAAUUGUGGACUGGCGUUGGGAUGCUGUACAGCCGCCUUCUCCGUGGUAGACAAGGUCUGAAGGAUUCUGCCUCGGCUCCGCGGGGCCGUGCGGGUGGUGAGGCGGACGAUUACUUGUCGGGCUUGCCUCAACAGGAGCGCUAUGACACACCAAACGUGAGCGAACCUGCACAGCAAACGGCGAACCCAACGGAGGUGGACCACCUCCAGCCCCACCGCCAAGGGGAUCGGGAGAACGACGAAGACGCAGCCCAGCAACAACGGCAGUGGGCGUCAGCGGAGGAGACAUCGUCCGCCAGCGACGGGGCCGUUGGUGCGACUCCUGCGCAGCAGCGGUCCGACAGCGACCGCGUCGGCUUCUCAGAAGGCUCCUCCAUCCUACCGCCCUUGACCACACACAUUAAGGACCGAACAGGAAGCGCCGCGAGGACACCGUCAGCUUCCUCGCCUGCUUCCUCCGUGGCGAGGACCGGCGCUUUACUAUCGAACGUGCCAGCGGCGGGCCGCACAUCUUCACCCAGCGCCUUCCAGGCAGGAAGUGCAGCGUCGUCCGGACACAGCACGAACCGCAACAACGCGACUGCCUGGCAGGAUGAGCGGGAGCAUGCAGAUUCGCUGCAUGGUGCUGCGGACACCUUAGGCAACACCACACCAAGCAACGACGCGAACUCCAUCGACGGAAAGGACGGCUAUGCGGCAGCAGCAGCUCGAACAGGUGUGUCCGUCGACUUCCAUGGCAGCGGUAAACAUAAGGAGGACGACGUGCCGAUGGAGGGAAGUGAGGCGGAGCGCGGAGCACAGAGUAGCAACGACAAUGGAAGGCCGUCCAAUGACGUUGUUGCUGCUGGGGAGACGACAAUCGCCGUGCAGACGGGAACAGCCGAUGGCGUCGCUCAUCCAGAUUUCACGUUAACGAAUCAAGAUGAUGCCGUGGAAAGGGAUGGGAGGGCGGGUGCAACUGACUUGUCAGGUGGUGCCGAUGAUCCCGGCCUGCCGUCUGUCCACGUACCGCUGCUAUCCCCGCAGAGUGAUGGCCCGUCGUCCAGUAACCCGCCACGACCAGCCAAGAGUACGCAGCGACGGAACUCGAGUGGCGUGGAGGAGUUGGCUACUACUCCUGUUGCCGAAACGCCGAGUUCAGGUGUCCUAGCGAGGUUCCCCGUGUCAAGCAACUCACUCACACCAGGAGACCAUCUCCAUGAGGCGGCAGCCGCACCCAUUCAUGUACCGCCGCUGUCACGGCCGCAGGAACUGCCGGAUCAGGCGAGCGAGGUCAGCGGCACGCAUCCUACAACGGGCGCUCCCACCCCCGCCUCGUCUGCUCUCCCUCGCGAGGGGGCGUCGGUGGCGUCGCUGCCGGACAGCCCGACGUGGGGCAGUGCAGCCGCAGCAUCGUGGCAGCGCCAUCCCGUUCCAGCAGCGAUUACAACACCAACGCCUCCCCCCAUGACCUCCUCGGCGGACGAAUUCCUCUCGUCGGAGCCGCACCAUCGCCGCCGUCCAUCCCGCACACCGCGCCUUUCCGACGCGGAGGCGGACUCCGCCGUGCCCUCCUCUCCUCAGCUGGAAGAGCAGUACUUAUCUAUCCAGAGUGUGAGGCGUAGCGAUCCGGGCCCUGUGGUGGCGGAGGGGGAGGCGGAUAGAUCACCCGCGGAGAGCGGAGACGCACGCGAGCCGACACAGGCGCCGCAGCAGUCGCCGCGUGCUCUUCUGAAUCCUGAGGCGCAGUCUACUGCCCGACAAACGCGCUCGCCCCGCAAGGACCACCAUGUGAUAUCUACAGCCAAUCGGUUGGCAUUUGGCGUGAUGCCGACAACACAACCGUAUUGUUACCAGGACUUGCUCAAUAACGCAGCGGGAAUUGGGAAGGGACUCUUUGCCGACGAUGUUUCCGCGUCUUCCUUGACGUCUUACGACGCUCAUCGCGGUGCUACGCCGGACUUGGUGAACAGUGCGCGACGCGUCUCUCACAGGUCGGAUUCACUCAACUUUUCUUCCCCUUCAGAGUCUGACUCAACAGGAGGGGCGGCGGCAGCACGGCAGAAGGCGCGGCAGCGGAAAGAGGCAUCACUGCUGCCGAGAGGGUCGGCGUCAGGGCGCUUGCGGGGCGACGCGAUCGCUGCGUCCUCUGCGGGCGAUCGUCUCGAGCACAGACGCGACGGCGACCGUCACCGGCACCGCUCUUCCCACCAUGGCCGUCACGGCAGUCGCCACGCACAGCGGCAUCCACAUCCGCAUGAAGAACGAAGCCCGUCCUCCCACCCAAAGCUCGAUGCAUCGGCCGCUGAAAGGAGAAAGAAGGGCCCCCGCCACGGUGAGGGAAGUGAACAUGUGAGGAGAGAGAGGAGGCGGAGCACCCCAGUUGCGAUGCCGGGCGGCACAAAGGAAGAGGUCAGGGCGGACGGAAAAGACCUGCGCACUGGUGGUCGACUGCAUCGCUCUGCCUCCUCCCGGCACCGGCGUUCUUCUCGUGACAGCAGUGAGUUCACUUUCGGCAGCGAGCGUCUGCCUCAGGAGCCGCCGCCACCGCCGCCGCCGCCGCAGCAGGGUCAUCAUCACCAUCAAUACGGCAAGCGUUCACCGACGCAGUUAGAUCCGGAGAAGAGCAGAGCUGCGGAGGAGAGCGAAAGCGGCAUUCACGGUAAGGCAUUGCGUCCCAGCAAAGACAACGCGAGAGAGGGACGGACGCUGGGUGGGCAUUGUGUCGACCCCCGCGAUCCGCGGUACGUCCGGCAGGAGAGUCCGCUCUCGCCCACCGUCGCCAGACUCUAUCCACAGCCAUCGUACGCGCCGACCCAUCCGUAUGAGUGGCAGCCCGCCACACGCCACCCUUUGCUCUCCGCACCGCGGAAGGAUCGAGCACGCGUUGCACCGGGCAAUCGGAGCUCUGCGGUACCUUCUAAAGGAGGCCUGGUCGGGUUGGUCGGCAAGCCACAAAAAGGACUUGCAAGUGAGGGGGACGGGGAUGUGCCUUCCGACCGAGCCGCACGUGCGCCCGGGGGUGCGCAACACCAUCAUAGUCACCGCGGCCGUCCACCCCACCUCAGCAGCCGCCACCUCUCUUCCGCCCUGACGCAUUCUUCUGCGUCAUCCUCAUUCGAUAGUCGUGGCAGCAGCGGCAGUGGCAAUGCUCUAUCGCUCUCCCCACACGGUGGUGGUCGUGGUCGUACGCGAAAGGUUUCCGCUCAGCAUGGAAGUGAUCGCCUCCUGCAAGACCACCGCAAAGUGCAGCCAAGUGAUGACGAUAAAGGUCCGAGUGAGGCGGUGGCUAACCCAUUGGCACAUGGUUCGCUAACACUGACAACACAACAGGAGAGUCUUUCACACCGCAGAGGAGAGCUAGAGCGAAACCGGCGCGAAGAGCCGCACAUGCAACGGCACCACCACCGUAGUCCACGUCUAGAGUCCCCUGCGCAUGCGUCUUCAGAGGCUGGCGAACCGCUUCGGCAGGGCAGCGGCUGCGCUGAUGCCGUCGGCGACGUGCCCACUGCUGCCCAACCAGGCGAUCUCUUCUACCAAGACGACGACGGUGUGUACCACCGCAUACGCGAUGAUAACGAGCUGCGCAGCAUCCUCGCCGCCGCCGCCGCCGCUGCUGGCUCGCCUUGUGGCCCUCCUUCACAUCGACCCGCCCGUCCCCUGUACGUCGUGCACUACCCCGUGCGCUCGCCUUCCCCCGGCGCGCGACGCAGCCGUUCUCCGCCGACGCAGGUGCUGCCUCGACGUGCAUGGACCAUCACAGACCCGAAAAGCUCGCUGGGCUGCAGCCGCCUCAACCCGUACUGUGAGACGUGCAGGAUGAAGUACAACUUAAUAUUUGUGGACGCCAACAUGCGACCGUUGCGCUGGCCGUCGCCGCAGUCUGCGGAGCUGGAGCAGAUGGGCGGCUGCCGCGUCCACAGCGGCUACAUCUUUGGCGAGGGCGAUUCCGCCUUUACGCAGCCCGCUUCACUAGCAGAGCAGCGGGAGCGGGCGUUGUACACGCGAGAGUGGCCGGCGCUGCCGCACACCCGUCAUGGUCAGCUGCUGGUGAAGGAGGAGGACUUGGACCGUCCGCUGCGCCAACUCACGCCGCCUCCACGUGGACGCUUCAUCCCGGUCACGUACGAGACGCACACCGCGGCGGCGCGGCGAGAUCUGCCUUCAUCCUUUGUCACCUACUCCAACGGCGGUGCUGCCGCCGCGGCGGAGGCUGUGGCGAGCGCGGCGCCAUCUUCCCCGCAGCGGCGAGAUCCGUUGCGAUCAGCGCCACGCGAGAGAGCGCCGUCAGCGGCACGAGGACCGCUGCACCAGCGGGAGGAGGAUUUACGCCGCCUCUACACGGCCUCCUCCACGCCGCCUGCACCGCCACAGAGGCGGUCACCGCAGGGGAAGCCACGCUUACCGUUGCCGAGCAGCAGGGAUGGAACAGGUGAAGUCGAGGGCCGCGGUCGUGCUCCUCCGGCAGACUUCUCAACCCAACGUCGACGCAGCGGAGGCGGCGGCGAGGGUGUGACCAGUGACGUGGCCGUCGACUCCGCUGCCGCUGCGGCGCAAGUGGCAUCUCUGCGAAAGGAGGAGCGACGGAUCAAAAAGGCGUUGAAGCAGCUUCUCUGGCGUGACUUGCCGCAGCAACGAGGAACCCCAGAGUGGGACCACUACUUGCGUUCGCUGAGCCAAGAGCUGCAACGGCAGCAGCUGCUGUAA
Leptomonas pyrrhocoris is the source of this 9256-nucleotide messenger RNA. RefSeq lists its product as hypothetical. NCBI's taxonomy places the organism in Eukaryota, Euglenozoa, Kinetoplastea, Trypanosomatida, Trypanosomatidae. The record is from RefSeq and is a predicted model, not a curated record. The transcript has a single exon. Bases 680 to 9256 code for a protein of 2858 amino acids.